AGCGGGUAAUGCACAGAUCAAGUCAAACACACAGCACGUUAAACGCAGUAGGAUCAGUGCAGCGCGUCAGUGGAGAGGUCAUUUCAGGACUGUUGAUGGUGGCACACUGCAGAUGGACUGACCACAGCACCAUAUGGGACUUGAUUCACCUUGUUUACCUCCUGAGGAACAAACCAGCCUCUGUGAUUUAUUGUGUUCGGGGUCUUUACGCGCAACCAUCGCGUCCUUCCACCCACUAUAGAAGACCCACUCUCCAUAUUGGCCCACAUUCCCCCCUUUUGCGAUGAAUUUCGACCAGAUCCUCUCUGCCAUCGGAGGCUUUGGCAGAUAUCAGAAGAUUCUGUACGUAUGGAUUUGUUUACCCCAGAUUCUCCUCGCCUUUCACAUGAUGGUGAGCAUCUUCACAGGAGCCACGCCGCCGCACCGCUGUCGAGGCUUCAACUCGAGUUCAGUGGCCGCAGAUCGGUCCUCGGUCCCGGGGAGCGUGAACUUCAGUCUCCUGUACUCCCCCUGCUCCUCCACUGGCGUCCCGCUGCAAGACAACCGGACGGAGCGCGUUCCGUGUGGCCGAGGAUGGGUGUACAGCCAGGACACUUUCCAGAGCACCACGGUCACAGAGUGGGACCUGGUGUGCGACAAAGCUGGACUGAACAGCCUGGGCUCGUCCAUCUACAUGUUUGGCCUGUUGGUGGGGUCUGUGUUAUUUGGAGCCAUGGCUGACAGGUACGGCCGACGUUUCGUCCUGCUGCUGUCCAUCGCUCUUCAGACUGUGUUUGGAGUCGCUGUUGCCUUCGCACCCAAUUUCCUCGUCUAUAUGAUUCUGCGCUUCUUGGUUGGCGCCACGAUAUCUGGAGUCAUCAUCAAUGCUUUUGUACUUGGCACUGAGUGGACUUGCACUAAGAGACGCAUGCUGGCCGGUAUCAUCACGGAUUAUGCUUUCGGCCUGGGCUACAUGCUGCUAGCAGGCGUGGCAUAUCUCAUCCGAGACUGGAGAAAGCUGCAGCUGGCUAUAUCAGCUCCAGGCUUCCUCCUCAUCUUCUACAUAUGGGUGGUCCCUCACUCUGCCAGAUGGUUGUUGGCCAACGACAGGAGAGAGGAAGCCAUCGCACUCCUCCGCAAGGCAGCGCUUGUUAAUGGUCGAGUUUUACCCCCAGCCACACAGGUUGAAAAGUGUGAGAUUAUAGGUGGAAGGACGCAAAGUUACUCAGCGGUGGAUCUUGUUCGGACCCCUCAGAUGAGGAAGAGAGCUCUCAUCUUGUUCUACAUCUGGUUUGUGAAUGUGCUGGUUUACUAUGGGCUUUCUCUGGGCGUGUCCAGGUUAGGGACUGAUCUCUAUCUGAACCAGUUUGUGUUCGGGUUGGUUGAGAUUCCGGCUCGCACUCUGGUCCUGCUCGUCCUGCCCCGCAGCCGCCGACUCUCCCAAACAGGCUUCCUGGCUAUUGGAGGCCUCGCCUGUCUGCUAAUGCUCACCGUCCCUGAAGGUCAGCCCAAUGUCGUGACUGGUCUCGCCAUGUUGGGGAAGUUUGGUAUAACUGCUUCCUUUGCUGUCAUUUACGUGUACACUGCUGAGAUAUUCCCCACUGUGAUACGGCAAACCGGAAUAGGUGUCUCCUGCAUGUUUGCCAGGAUUGGUGGUGUGUUAGCACCCAUCAUCAACAUGCUUGAUACCCACAACUCCACAAUACCUCUGGUUAUCUUCGGUAUCUCCCCGCUGCUGGGUGCCGUCCUGGCCCUGGCGCUGCCAGAAACUGCCAACAGACCUCUUCCUGACACGGUGGAGGACGUAGAGAACUGGGACAUGAUGAGGUCGCUUCCCGCCAAGGACAACCCUGAGAAGUGUGAGUCUGUCAGCCAAUCAGCCAGCAGCACAGAGGAGCGGGAGCUGCAGCAUCUAGCGAGCCAGAUCUGACCUGUCUGUUUAAACUGAUGCCAUUAUUCACAAAUGAAUACAGCCUUUGACAGCUGAUACACUUCACACUUCUUCAAACAUCCUCUAUGCAAUAACAUGUCAGGGACUGAAGAAACGCUCUAUGCAAGAAACUCAAACACAUUUCAUUUACCAAACUAGUAUGCACGUGCAGUUGCAGGCGUAUGUGCAGAAAGCAGGCAUUGUUCUGCCGAGGCAAAUCAACAGCCGACCGUCACCAAUCCUUAGUCAGGAAUAGUCCUGUUUCAGUCUAGUUUAUUCCUCAUACCUCAGAAAUCAACACUUGAAAUAUAUUCUUGAGAAUUAUUUUGAAUUAAGAAGAAUCAGUGUGAUGAUAAAAAAUUACCACAUGGACAUGAAAUCCAGUUAAAUUUCAGGGCUGAUGAUUUAAUUACGCUAUGAUUUGGGCAUUUCAUGAAAGCACUUUCAUAUUUUGUACAGAAAUGUAUGUGGACCGUUUGUGGUACCUUUAUACUUGAACUAGCGACUGACUCAUUUUCCACUCAUUUCAAGACAAGUGGAAUACGACUGGUCAUGCAAUCAUACCUUCACUACGCCUUUUUUUUUUAGAGUACAGUAGCUCAUUUGUUUUGUUUUGUAUGAAAACUGUGAUGUGACCAGUAGGUGAAGGGAUAUUUGUGUCAUUUUGUGGAGGUUUCCUCUUCUCAUGUAAAAUUACUUGCUAUAAUGACUUGGAUCUGUGGAUUAUCUAGUGUAUUUUUAAAGUGUUUAAGGGCUGUUUUUGUAAAUAUGUUACAUGUGUGAUACAUGAAGAAAAAACACCAGCAUGGGUCAGAAGCACAGGUCAUGUAGUAUCUAAUGUUUCUCAGGAAAGGUUUUUUUUAUUCGUCUAUAACUAUCAAUACCUAAAACUAAAGAAACUCACAGUUAUUAUGAUUUGACAAGUGUGUGUGAAGGGGGAUACGCUUGUAUUUCACUGCAUGAAUUUAGAGAGCAUGCCUUACUGCCAUCCACAGCAUGUGGGAUUGUUAGAUUAACCAGAUAUGUCACUCAGACCAGCAAAUGGCUUCUCCAGUUUUAAUUUUUAUUGGAUUGAUUUCUGCCUGAUGCAUUAGCAACAAUGUAAAUUAUAAAACAAUUAUGAACAACAAAUGCAACUUUGUGAUUGAAAUGUACUUUGUACAGCUAAAAUGAAGGCACUGUUCACAUGUGCUGCCUGCAAUAAACUUGUCAAAAACCAAUGUUUAACAAAGUGAACUGUGUGUCUUUGUGCAAACUCUUGUGUUUCAGUUCACUCAGUUCAGACUUGGUGUUAACAUCUGAGAGAUACGAUCACAAGAGGAGAGGGUUAAGUACGUGUGUUCACACCUGGCAUUAAAAUUUGAGAGAGUGAGACAGAGCAAUUAAAGAAGCAUCAAUCAUUAUGUGGCAAUGGGUGAAAACAAAUCAUUGUAUAGACAGAGUGAAGUGUAAAAACACUUAUGAUUCAUUGUGAAACUGAAGCUGGUCAGAGACGUCAGAGGACUUGGCAGUUCUUAAUAUGGGGCCCAGGAUGGAUUCGUCUUGAGUGAUUGGAUCUCAGGACAUAUUUGGGUGCG
This is a messenger RNA of Paralichthys olivaceus (Japanese flounder), 3486 nucleotides long. Its product is annotated as solute carrier family 22 member 13. Gene Ontology annotation, cellular component: membrane. The record is from RefSeq and is a predicted model, not a curated record. Lineage: Eukaryota; Metazoa; Chordata; Actinopteri; Pleuronectiformes; Paralichthyidae. Gene Ontology annotation, biological process: transmembrane transport. Gene Ontology annotation, molecular function: transmembrane transporter activity.